AUGAAUGUAAAUCACGUUAGACGAGUAAGACAAUUAUAUAAAGUUAUAUUAAAAAUGCAUAAAAGUUUACCGGAUGAAAUAAAAGCAAUCGGUAACGGUUAUGUUAGAGAUGAAUUUAGAAGGCAUAAAAAUUGUAAUGCAAAUGAAAGUUCAAUAUUUUUAGAAGAAUGGACGAAAUAUGCCAUCGUGUUAGCCGAACAAAUUGGGAUAAAUAAACCGCAUCCUACAAAAAAAAUAGGAAAAAAAUUAACUUUAGAUGUUUUGGAUAGCAUGUCAGAAGAUCAAAUAGUACAGUUGUAUAAAUUAAUGUUAGCAGCUCAUGGGAAAACUGAUGAAGAAAUUGCAUCAUUCGAAAAAGAUUUAAGAACAAACGGGUAG
This is a messenger RNA of Pediculus humanus corporis (human body louse), 378 nucleotides long. RefSeq lists its product as uncharacterized. NCBI's taxonomy places the organism in Eukaryota, Metazoa, Arthropoda, Insecta, Psocodea, Pediculidae. The transcript has 2 exons. The record is from RefSeq and is a predicted model, not a curated record. Gene Ontology annotation, biological process: mitochondrial respiratory chain complex II assembly; succinate metabolic process. Gene Ontology annotation, cellular component: mitochondrion; mitochondrial intermembrane space. The coding region runs from base 1 to 378 and encodes 125 amino acids.